AUGGCAGAUCAACCAGCAGCUCGCACUUUGCGCUAUUAUUUAACGCCAGAAAGAGGUCCACAUGUCUCCCCCAUAACCAUUCCUACUUGCACUGCCGCCAAUGCGUUUGCUUUCAAGCCAGAGUACCAUCGGGUUAUCCCAGAGUUUCGAGGGCGUGAAUUGGAGGAUCUUUAUGCCCACAUUCGGGAAUUCGAAACUAUCGUUAGCACCUUUGUGACCGGGCCGGGUCAGCUAGAUCAAGCUCGCUUGAAGUUAUUCCCCUUCUCGCUCAAAGAUAAGGCUAAGCAGUGGUUCCAUUCUUUGAAGCCCCGCUCUUUGCUCACAUGGGGGGAAGUGCAAGAUGUGUUCACCACCAAGUUCUUCCCGUCUAAGCAGCUUUUGGAUACUAUGGGGACCGGUGACUUUAUGGGAAAGGACCCCGACGCCGCUUGGGAAUUCUUAGAUGCUUUGGCCGAAAGAGCUCAAACUUGGCAAUACAUUGAUCCGGGUGACCAAGCUAUGAGAAAUCAAGGACCGGGAGGCUCCGGUAAGUUUUCAGUGAAUGAGCAUAACGGUCUUGAGACACAGUUGGAUGAGCUAUCGUUGAAGUUGGACAGAAUGAAGCUAGAUUCGGUCCAAGCAAAAGAAGCGAAAGAAGCGACAGAAGUGAAAGAGGUGAAAGAGGUUCGCCAAGUGGAAGAAGUUUGUGUCAUUUGCGAGACUACGGGUCAUUCGACCGACAACUGUCAUACCAUCCCCACCCUUCGACAACACUAUAAUCAACUCCCAGAAGAAAAUGAGGCCGGCUCGUCAACGUCUCAAGGUCCUCCUCCUUCUCAGAGUCAAACAUGGCGCCAAUCUCAGUUUCAGGGUCAGCCACGUUUUCCUCCGGCACAAUCUCAAGGCCCGCCAGGAUUCAUACCACCGAGCCAAUUCCAAGGGCAAAAUCAAUUUCAUCAGCAACCAGCCCCUCCUCCACGACGUUCUCUGGAGGAUACUCUGAAUGCAUUCUGUCAAAUGCAAACGACCACUAAUGAGCAAACUACCCAAGCGAUGAACGACAUAAGGAAUCAAGUGGCAAAGGCCAUAAUAUCAUUGAGAAGUGGGAAGACGGUUGAUAAUGCUCAAGUGGAGCCGCCGGUUGCGCAAAUCUUGUUACCUUUUCCGGCACUAUUGAAGCCCACAGUGCCAAAUGGGGAAUCUCCCAAACCGGUUCUUACAGAAGAAGAAAAGGGAAAAGCCAAAGAAGUCGAGGUUCCGCCCGCUUUCACCGUUCCCGCUCCAUAUCCUAACCGACUUAAGUCGCCUGCCAAGCCAAAUUUGAACAGUGAUAUCUAUGAAGUUCUUAAGAAAGUGACGGUUAACCUUCCUUUGCUUGAUGCUAUUAAACAGAUUCCAUCAUACGCCAAAUUUUUGAAGGAGCUGUGCACUCACAAACGGCAACUCCAAGUGCAGAAGAAGGUGUUCUUGACUGAACAAGUGAGCUCACUCUUCCAGUCAACCCUGCCGCCCAAGUAUAAUGAUCCGGGCUGUCCUACAAUAUCCAUCACCAUCGGGGGUAAGGUUUGUGAAAAGGCUCUUCUCGAUUUGGGGGCAAGUGUAAACCUCCUCCCGUUCUCGGUCUAUGAACAACUCGGUUUGGGAGAGAUGAAGCCAACUCGGGUGACUCUACAACUGGCAGAUCGGAGUAUUCGAGUUCCCAAAGGGGUGGUUGAAGAUGUUCUUGUUCAAGUUGACCAGUUCGUGUACCCAGUCGACUUCGUAGUUCUUGAUACGUGCCCGGUGCCGGCAGCUCAAUCGUCCGUCCCAAUCAUUCUUGGCCGGCCGUUUUUGGCAACAUCCGACGCCGUCAUUCAUUGCCGGGAUGGCCGCCUUAACAUGAGUUUUGGCAACAUGAAGAUGCAAGUCAACAUGUUCCAUAUCGGUAGCUAA
This is a messenger RNA of Rhododendron vialii, 1911 nucleotides long. RefSeq lists its product as uncharacterized. The record is from RefSeq and is a predicted model, not a curated record. Lineage: Eukaryota; Viridiplantae; Streptophyta; Magnoliopsida; Ericales; Ericaceae. The transcript has 4 exons. Bases 1 to 1911 code for a protein of 636 amino acids.